UCAACUAUGACAAACCAAACAAACUCGCCUUGGCCGUUGGUGUAAAUCAUUGAUGUGACAUUUGUAAUAUCUUGAUUUUUAUAAUGGAUUAUUAAAAGUCUAGCAGUAUAUAACAGAAAUUAAAUUUGUCUAACAUUAACCAUAAUGAUACAAAACGAGUCGACAUGGCGGAAAAGCGGCGAGUGGAAAUCGCGAUACUCCCAACUGUACUCCCGCCGCCUCACCAUCCCGAAAGAGGCAGAACACCGGCGUUGCAUUUCAUUUAUGGAGAACGACAGCACCCCGUACAACGAUCUGCUGAUGAAGCUUCGCUGCAGUCGGCCGAGUACCUCCAGCACGACCGAGCCUGACGUCAGCUCAGUCAACUCCAGCAACGAGAUCCAAACCAUACUGUCGCAGCAGAGCGAGAUGUACCCCAGCUGCUGCUCGCCUACCAUAACGCGUAGUCUGGGACAGCACGACACAAUGUUGCUGGAUAUGGUGCGCGAGCGCAACCGCGAGCUGCAGGAGGCGCAGGACCAGCCGCUCGAGCUUCCCGGCGACGACGCUUCUGAAGACUUGUCCAUUGAGCCCUGUAUGCACGGGAUGAGCCACCGCUUCACUGAGCGUAGCGUGUCCCGCUCUCGGUUCUCUCGCAUCUCGACGAAACGCGACAUGGACAUACCCUCAAUACUGGCCUAUAACAUCAGCGACACCCUACCGACAAACUUACCACUCGGAAUACCAGCGUUCCAGCAAAAGGAAUCCUUGUCGAAAUGUAAUGAGAUUCCCAGAUGGUCCAUACGCCGCUCCGUGUGCCCAGUCUGCUCGCAAAAAUGGAAGGACCGCAGCUUUGUAAACAAAAUUAAAAACUCAGGCUUAAAAAGAAACCUUUUACAAGACAUGCCUUCUGUAAUAGCACCAGCACGCUUAAGAUCGGCAGCGAGAGAUAACCUCCGGCCAGUCCCCAUGGAUGUGGAAGACAACCCCGUCUCUCCCGGACUACGCAGCCGCAGCGCCACCUGGCAGUUGAUCCGCGCGCGACGCAUACGCAUGCCCAAGCCGCAACUACCGUCGCCAGAGGCGCCGCCCUGCGGCACAGCGCCAAACGAGCAAAAAGAUUUAAACAUGCGCGUCAACAACUUUUUAUUAACCUAGAAUAGUUAUUUGUUUUACAAGGGGGCAAAGUUGUUGUUUAACCGCUCGUGCUAAUAUUGAUACCCGAGCAAGCGAAAGAUUCCAAAAUGGAACCACGAGCGUAGCGAGUGGUUCGAAAAAUGGAAUCUUGAGCGUUGCGAGGGUUUCAAACCACGAGGGUUAAACAAAAUUUGCCCCCGAGUGAAACAUAAAAUUUUUCACCACACCACUCCGAAGCAAAUAUUAAAUGUAAAACAUGAAACAAAAUCAAACCAAAUCAUAUCCAAAUGAAUGUUAUUAAAUAUUUAUCAUCCAAAAUCAUCAUUUAAAAGUCAAUUCUACCAGUAAACAUAAUGAAAAUUACUCAAAAUUUACAUUUGAUUACUUUGCCUCACAU
This is a messenger RNA of Cydia splendana, 1513 nucleotides long. RefSeq lists its product as uncharacterized. The transcript has 8 exons. The record is from RefSeq and is a predicted model, not a curated record. The coding region runs from base 145 to 1137 and encodes 330 amino acids. NCBI's taxonomy places the organism in Eukaryota, Metazoa, Arthropoda, Insecta, Lepidoptera, Tortricidae.